AUGUCCCAGUCCAACUCGCAAGCAAUGGCCGAAUCCAGCUCGCAACCGAAGGCUCGUAUACCUUUGGAUGCUCCCGGUGGUUUUAGUCGGUUAAUUCUUUCAGGGAUGACAGACAGCCUGGAGGGUGUUCGAAACUUCGAUGAUGCGCUCGCACGCAUCGAAGCCUUGAGUGACAUGGAAGAAGUGGUUAAGGCCGCCGGACAGCUAUUUAGAGUCUUCGUCGACCUUUGCAAUAACCUGGACCGUUAUAUCGAAAUCUGUCGCCGCGGGGAUCAUGAGGCGCUGCUCGAGGUGCGGUCAAUUAUUUACGUGCUAGUAACCGCCUUCUUGGCGCUGCUGGCGUUAUCUUGGAUGCCGUCGUUCGCGUUGCAUACCCAGACUCUGGCGAUUGGGAGCGAGGAGCUGUCUGAAGACAAGGUCUCAGCUGAUGAGGCCAACAAGGAACGAGGGCACUUCGUGGGCCCGAGGAUCCCAAGGAGGUCACAACGAGACACACGAUUUGAGAGAGUAGGGACUACGCUGACAGCCUGA
Sphaerulina musiva SO2202 is the source of this 531-nucleotide messenger RNA. RefSeq lists its product as uncharacterized. Lineage: Eukaryota; Fungi; Ascomycota; Dothideomycetes; Mycosphaerellales; Mycosphaerellaceae. Bases 1 to 531 code for a protein of 176 amino acids. The record is from RefSeq and is a predicted model, not a curated record. The transcript is spliced from 2 exons.